UCAUUUUUUUCCGCUUCGUAAUUUUGAUGACAAUGUGAGUCACAAUGGAAGAAGUGUGCCUGUGCAGAUUCUCACAGCGGAGGAACCUGCUCGUGUAUGGAGGCGUGGGCCCUCAGCGUGCGUGCCCCGUGGCCCUGUGUAGGCGAGGAGGGCCGCAGGGAUGUGGGCCCUGAGGCCUCCCGGGUGGCGCAUGGCAGUGCUGCUUCGCGGACUCGCCAUUGUCGCACUCACCCACCUGGGACAAAGCUGCCCACGGCACGCUAUUGGGAGAAUCACGAUUCAAGACGGCGAAUACGGUGGCAGAACAAAUGAAAAAAUGUAUGCAACGGCACGCAGUGAACAUGAAGUCGGCAGAAUGAAUGGGAAAAUAUAUUCGACGACAAAAAGUGCUUACGAAGGUGCAAGAACUCAUGGGAAAAUGCAUUCAACGUCACGACGGCCUUAUGAAGCCACAUUUGGGCCCAGGCUACGUCUCUCGGGGAGCCUGGGAGACACAUCUGUGUCGACCGACUCAGAUCGCUGCCAGGGCCGCGUCGAGGUGCUCCACGACGGCACGUGGGGCACGGUGUGCGACGACGGCUGGGAUCUUCUGGCGGCCGGCGUGGCCUGUGCCUGGCUCGGCUGCGGGGAGGCCCUGGCGGCGCCCGGGGCGGCUCACUUUGGCCGCGGCCGGGGCCCCGUACACCUGGACAACGUGCGGUGCGAGGGGUACGAAAGCGCCCUCUGGGAGUGCGAGCACGCCGGCUGGGGAGACCACAACUGUGGCCACCACGAGGACGCCAGCAUCGUCUGUCAGGGGGCCUUUCCAACCACGACGAUGCGGCCGACUGUACAGCCGGUGUCCGAGUUCCCGAAAGGGCUCAAGCUGCUGCGCUUGGCGUGGGGCUCGGAGCCUGGACUGCGCCCCCCGCCGCGCUGCCAGGGCCGCGUGGAGGUCCUUUACGAGAGCGAGUGGGGCACGGUGUGCGACGACGAAUGGGACAUGCUGGAGGCCAGCGUGGCGUGUGCAUGGCUCGGGUGCGGGGAGGCCCUGGCGGCGCCCGGAGCGGCUCACUUUGGCCGCGGCCGGGGUCCCGUGCACCUGGACAACAUUCACUGCCGUGGGGACGAGAGCGCCCUCUGGGAGUGCGAGCACGCCGGCUGGGGAGACCACAACUGCGGGCACCACGAGGACGCCAGCAUCGUCUGUCAGGGGGCCUUCCUCACUACGCCGGCCCCGACUACCCCUACUCACCCUCCGACAAUGAGUCCAUCCAUCCCCGACUCCUCCAAUGUCAGUUCCGCCAAUGAAAGUGACGCCAUUACAGAGGUGACACCAUCUACAAGCCUGCACAACCAAGACGUUCCCACGCGGCUCGUGGGCGGUGCAAGCCCAUGCGAGGGCCGCGUGGAGCUGUCCGUGGCCGAGGGGCAGUGGGCCACGGUGUGCGACGACGUGUGGGACCUGGCGGACGCAAGGGUGGCUUGCCGCUCAGUGGGCUGCGGCCCAGCGCUCGCCGCGCCGGGCUCGGCGGUCUUUGGCCGCGGUCGGGGACCCAUCGCUCUCGACAACGUGGAGUGCGUCGGCACGGAGGCGAACCUGGGCCACUGCGCGCAUGCCGGCUGGGGCGUACACAACUGCGGGCACGGCGAGGACGCGGGAGCCGUUUGCGCAGAGCCGGGGAGCGAUACGACUUACGCGAGCCCUCUGGAGUUGUCCAGCGCAGGGACGGCGCGAUUCUCCUGGAUGGACACCCCUUCCUCCCUUCUGCCCCCCAUGCGACUUGUGGGAGAGAUGGAACCCUCGCCCCACAACUCUACCCGCCUACCACCGCUGCCACCGAUAUCGUCCUCCACCAACGUCCGUCGCUGCCAAGGCCGCAUCGAGCUCUUCCUCAUGGGCACCUGGGGCACCGUGUGCGACGACGCGUGGGACCUGACAGCCGCCACUGUGGCCUGUGCCGCACUGGGCUGUGGGGCGGCCAUUGCUGCCCCCGGUUUGGCCGCCUUUGGCCCGGGACGUGGCCCCAUUUGGCUCGACAACGUCAAGUGCGAGGGACACGAGGCGUCGCUUGUGCAGUGCUCGCACAUUGGCGCCUACGCGCACAACUGCGACCACACGGAGGACGCUGGCGUGGUGUGCGCAGGGCCUGGCUAAACGGCCAUCCCAGUCAUGGGAUUUCAACAGCAAAACUUUACAAUGAUAAUAAACCUCUUGA
Lethenteron reissneri (Far Eastern brook lamprey) is the source of this 2198-nucleotide messenger RNA. Its product is annotated as scavenger receptor cysteine-rich domain-containing group B protein-like. The record is from RefSeq and is a predicted model, not a curated record. Gene Ontology annotation, cellular component: membrane. NCBI's taxonomy places the organism in Eukaryota, Metazoa, Chordata, Hyperoartia, Petromyzontiformes, Petromyzontidae.